This is a messenger RNA of Debaryomyces fabryi, 2289 nucleotides long. RefSeq lists its product as uncharacterized. Gene Ontology annotation, biological process: intracellular iron ion homeostasis; intracellular copper ion homeostasis; chloride transport. Gene Ontology annotation, molecular function: voltage-gated chloride channel activity. The coding region runs from base 1 to 2289 and encodes 762 amino acids. The record is from RefSeq and is a predicted model, not a curated record. Gene Ontology annotation, cellular component: membrane; fungal-type vacuole; early endosome. NCBI's taxonomy places the organism in Eukaryota, Fungi, Ascomycota, Pichiomycetes, Serinales, Debaryomycetaceae. The transcript has a single exon.
AUGCUGUCUGAUACGUAUAGUGAUUCUCGAAGUGAAGUGUUGAGAAAUCGAGAAACUGGUGAAUGGAUAAAUCAGCAUAAUGUACGAGAAGUAAAGAGAUUUGAUGAAUUUACAACGAUAGAUUGGGUCGAGGAUGAACUUCGUGAACAUUGGAAAAGGCUAUCUAAGAACAGAAGCAUAAAUAGUAGGGCUACAUCGUUUAAAGAUAAGCUUAUCUCAGCAACCCAGAAUUGGUUUGUACUAGCCUUCAUGGGUAUAGUGAUAGGAUUGAUCGCAGGAUGUUUAAAUAUUAUUACAGCAUGGCUAGCAAGCAUACGAUUGGGCCAUUGUUCGGGUAAUUUCUACUUGAAUAAGACUUUCUGUUGUUGGGAUCAGGAUGAAGAUAAGUGUACUAAUUGGAUCAGUUGGUCCCGAAUCGGAUUUUUCAAUUAUAUAAUUUAUGUGCUAAUAUCGAUCCUGUUGGCAUAUUCAGCAGCAAUUUUAGUCAAAAAAUAUGCCCCAUCUGCAGCAGGUUCAGGGAUAUCCGAAAUCAAGUGCAUUGUUUCUGGUUUUGUUAUGAGAGGCUUUUUAGGAUGGUGGACAUUACUAAUUAAGAGUGUGGGUUUACCACUAGCCAUAGCUUCUGGACUAAGUGUUGGUAAGGAAGGGCCUAGUGUACAUUAUGCUGUAUGUGUGGGUAAUUCGAUCGCUAAAUUAUUUGGCAAAUAUAGAAGAAGUGCUUCUAAAGCUAGAGAAUUUUUAACAGCCACAUCGGCAGCAGGGGUUGCUGUUGCCUUUGGAUCACCAAUGGGUGGAGUUUUGUUUUCAAUUGAAGAUAUUUCGACUGUAUUUCAGCUUUCUACGAUAUGGAAAUCGUACUUUUGUUCUUUAAUCGCAGUUACCACUUUGGCCGCAUUAAACCCCUUCAGAACAGGUCAGCUAGUAAUGUUUGAAGUAACAUAUAAUACUAAUUGGCAUUAUUUUGAAAUACCAUUUUAUAUUAUUUUAGGGGUUUUUGGAGGUGUCUACGGAAUUGUCGUAUCUAAGUUCAAUCUCAGAGUGGUUUCAUUUCGUAAAAAAUAUUUAUCCAAUAUGGCAGUCAGAGAAGUAAUAAUACUUUCUUCCUUGACGGCCUGUUUUUGCUACUUUAAUGAAUUUCUAAGGUUAGAUAUGACUGAAACCAUGCAAAUAUUAUUCAAUGAAUGUGAUGCUGGCUCAGAAUAUGCUAUUUGCAACCCAAAUUCAAGGAAGGUGUCAAUCUUUAUGUCCCUAAUAUUUGCUACUGGUGCUAGAAUGGUUCUAACAAUAUUUACUUACGGUUGCAAGGUACCGGCGGGUAUAUUUGUCCCAUCAAUGGCAACUGGAGCUACUUUUGGACGGGCACUUGGCAUGAUUGUGGAGAAGAUACAAGAAAACCAUAAGGAUUCAUCAAUAUUUUUAACGUGCCCUGCUAACGGAGAUAAAUGUAUUAUUCCUGGAACAUAUGCUUUCUUGGGUGCAGCAGCCGCAUUGAGCGGUAUAACUCACUUGACGGUAACAGUAGUAAUCAUUAUGUUCGAGUUGACAGGCGCAUUGCGUUACAUUAUUCCAACAAUGAUAGUCGUAGCUAUAACUAAGAGUAUCAAUGACAAAUAUGGUAAGGGUGGAAUAGCAGAACAAAUGAUAAAGUUCAAUGGAUUACCAUUAAUAGAAUCAAAGGAGGAGUAUAGAUUUAACACAACAGUAAAUAGUGCUAUGUCAACUAUCACUGUCGCCUUUCCAAGUGAUGAAGCAGAAAGUAUUUCAUUGCAUCAGUUGAAGAAGUUAUUGGCAAAAACAACUUAUAAUGGGUUUCCAAUUAUUCAAUCUACAGCUCAUCCCCGUGUUAUAGGAUAUAUUACGAGGGCAGAUAUAGAAUACAAUUUAGAGAAUGCUGUAAGUGGCGUUAAUGAAACUUCUAAAUGUAAUUUCAAUUCUGAAAAAAGUCAGAAUGAAGAAAAUUGCAUAGAAUUUGGCGCCGUCGUUAAUAGACACCCAUUUACGGUCAAUGUUACUACUACUCUAGAGUAUGUAUUGGAUGUCUUUGUGAAAUUAGGCCCCAGAUUUAUAUUAGUAGAACAGGAAGGGUUACUUGUUGGAAUAAUCACAAGAAAGGACAUAUUAAGAUACGAAUAUACUGUACAUGCAAUGCAUUCUGAUAACGAUGUGGAGUCUUCUAAUUCCGAAUUUGAUGAAAGAGUAUGGAAUCUCAUGAACUAUUUUGCGACAGGGCUUAAAAAAAAUGUAGGUAGAUUACUUCAUAAUGACGAACAUCGAUAUAUACAUGUCUAA